AUGACGGGACACUUGACAAUGCUCGCAGAACAAUUCCAAGUUACUCGCGAUCACAGAUUCCCGAUUCUCCUCGUGGACAACGCCAUCCUGCGAGCUCAAGUACAAGCAUUGUCUGCCAAAGCCGAGGCGAAAGAUCUUCACCUUAUCCUGUCCCAGCCAACCUUCCUCAGCCAACAGCCAAUCAGUUACAUUUUCUCCAAAGACACUCUAAUCCUUGCCCUACCCGUACCACUAUGCCACAAGACAAUGUCCAGACCUUUCCGCACUUACAUCUCCCCCGACAGCAUCCUGGCCAUCAACCGCACGUACUGGCGUUAUCACAACCCGAAUACGCUGGUCACAGACAAAGGAUUUCGGACGACUUUCGAAAUCACGCCGGAAACGUUAGGCAAGU
This is a messenger RNA of Paramuricea clavata, 394 nucleotides long. Lineage: Eukaryota; Metazoa; Cnidaria; Anthozoa; Malacalcyonacea; Plexauridae. The record is from the annotation of a GenBank genome assembly.